CUUUCGGCUAGUGCACGGAGCUAACUGCCAUGGUGAACUACAAGCAGGAGAUGCCCCCACCUGGAGGCUAUAAACCGAUCGAUGUGCUUAAAAAGGCGGGGAAGAGGCCAACGAAUGGACUUUUGGUGGUUGCAGGUCUUUAUACGUCCACAUAUUUUGGCCUGCAAUACCAAAAGUGGCUGAAAAAUAAGCGUAAAACACAAGAACGCGAGGAGGAAGAGGUCCGAAUCGCCCUUUCACCCUUCGUUUUUGCCGAACAGGAGCGAAUGUAUCUACGACAACUGCGACGAAACCGUGAUUAUGAAGCCAAACUGAUGGAAGAUGUUCCGGGCUGGAAAGUCGGUCACUGGCACGAUGUUCCUCUCUUUCACAAUCCUCGUGGUCUAUGGUGCGAUCCCAACGCGGAUGAGUUCUACGCCCAUACUACCCAAAAGUUCCGCAAUAGGAACCUUGGCGUUGUGCAUGACUAUUUUUGAUCUCAUGUUGAUUUAGCCCGCUUUCCCUCCUAGUCCGUGAACGCCUAGUUGUCUGUUGAUGAAGUAAAUACUCAUCAGUG
This is a messenger RNA of Opisthorchis viverrini, 556 nucleotides long. RefSeq lists its product as hypothetical. NCBI's taxonomy places the organism in Eukaryota, Metazoa, Platyhelminthes, Trematoda, Opisthorchiida, Opisthorchiidae. The transcript has 2 exons. The record is from RefSeq and is a predicted model, not a curated record. The coding region runs from base 30 to 476 and encodes 148 amino acids.